AUGUCCAAAUCCAAAGUUGAUAAGCCUGAGAAGAAGCGCAAGCGCGAUGUCGAGGUAGCAGAGGAUGUACCCAAAAAGUCCAAAAAGUCUAAGAAGACCGAAGAUACUCAGGAUGCGCCCACGCCCGAAGCACCUGUAGUCGAAGUAGCGGAGGUGAAGAAGGACAAGAAGUCCAAAAAAGAUAAGAAGGAGAAGAAGUCCAAGGACAAUGUGGAUAUCUCAGCUGUUGAGGAUGCCCUAGAGGACGCAAAGAAGAAGAAGGAAAAGAAGUCGAAAAAGUCCAAGAAGUCCAAGGAUACCGACGCGUCUGAAGAUGCACCGGCUGACGAGACUGAGCUCAUUGAAGAGAUGAAGACUUCGGAAAACUUCAUCAAUGUCAACGAUGACGAGCCAAUGCCUGACGCGACCGAGGAUGCACCUGUCAAGGACAAGAAGAAGUCUAAGAAGGACAAGGACUCCAAGAAGUCCAAGAAGAGCAAAAAGGCUACUGAAGCCGAAGACACGGCCAUGGAAGAUGUAGAAGAUACCCCGGCGGAGACGAACGGGGUAGAUGUUGACUCCAAGGCUGCUAAGAAAGAGAAGAAGAAGGACAAGAAGGAGAAGAAAGAAAAGAAGACAAAGAAGACAAAGGAAUCCGAGUCCAACGGGGACGUCCUCACGGAAGAUACAGCCGCAGAGGCCGAAAUGGGCGAGGAGGUAGAAGUGGAGGGAGAAGAAGCCCAGGCCGCAGUCGAAGCCAACCAAGGCCGCUUCAUCGUCUUUGUUGGCAACCUCCCUUACAGCGCCACAAAAGAGGAGAUUGAGAAGCACUUUGAGAAGAUCAAGCCUUCGGAAAUUCGUCUACGUACAUACAAGGGCACAGAAAAAUUCAUGGGUACAUGUUUUGUCGAGUUCGACCGCUACGACCGCAUGGUGACGUGCUUGAAGAAGUACCAUCACUCAGUCUUUCCCGAUCCAAAGAAGAAGGAGGGCAGGAAGAUCAACGUUGAACUUAGUGCCGGAGGCGGCGGCAACAGCGAAACUCGAAAGACCAAGAUUGCGGCCAAGAACGAAAAACUGCACGACGAGCGUGCCCGUGAUCGCAUAAAGGAAGCCGAAGUCAGUAUGAAACAGAGAGAGCGCAAGGAGAAGAAGGAAGCCAAAUCCGGCAAAAAGGCGGACAAGAAGGAGGAAGAGCCUGCAGCUGAGAAGCCGUCUGAGGCGGAGACUUUUGGUAUGAACCCGGCUAGGUUGGCUAUGAUGCAGGGUCCUGCGGUCCCGCAUAGGUCGAGGUAUUAG
Messenger RNA from Pyrenophora tritici-repentis Pt-1C-BFP, 1278 nucleotides. The record is from RefSeq and is a predicted model, not a curated record. Lineage: Eukaryota; Fungi; Ascomycota; Dothideomycetes; Pleosporales; Pleosporaceae.